Molecule: messenger RNA, 3139 nt
Organism: Capsella rubella
Lineage: Eukaryota; Viridiplantae; Streptophyta; Magnoliopsida; Brassicales; Brassicaceae
Exons: 9
Coding region: 339-2783 (814 amino acids)
Source: RefSeq, a predicted model, not a curated record
UUUUUGAUGCAGUGACCAAACAAAAAAAAAAAAAAAGACAGAGAAAGAACAUCAAUACAACAAAAUCGGUCCUCAACAGUAAUCACUUGGGAUCUUUCAAAACCUAGAAGAAGAGAAACAAAAGAAAAUCAUCUCUUUCUUCUUCCCCUCUAGAGAUAAUCUCUUGAUUUCUUUGUUUGCUUCAUUUGUAGUCGCCUUGUUCGUUCCAACUUCAAUCCGAUUUCAAUUUCUAAAAGGGGCGUAGUUUACAACCAAGUGAUUCUCCUUGUUUGAUCAAUCGGGUUCUUCUUGUACCAAUCGUCUUUUUUUGUUUAGUUUUUAGGUUUUGUUGUAUUUCCAUGGCUGCGGAUCUCGAUGAUUGGUCUGUAUUGGAAGCAGAGAGUUCGUCCUCAUUCUCACCACCGCUUCCGCCGCCUCGGUCUCUGUCCAAUCAACCGGAGUUUUGGAUGAGAGUGGAGGAAGCCACCCGUGAAAUUAUCGAGCAGGUUCAUCCAACACAUGUCGCCGAGGAUCGAAGAAAAAAUGUGAUUACGUUUGUUCAAAAAAUACUCGGACAUAAACUUGGAUGCGAGGUACAUUCUUUUGGAUCAGUCCCAUUGAAAACGUAUCUUCCUGAUGGAGACAUUGAUCUCACAGCUUUUGGUCGAUUUAUACCCGAACCCGAGGAAGAUCUGGCGGCUAAAGUUUUCAAUGUACUUGAGAGGGAAGAACGUAGUGGAUCUGCCGAUUUUGUGGUUAAGGAUGUGCAGUUAAUUCGGGCUGAGGUUAAGCUUGUGAAAUGUUUGGUGCAAAAUAUCGUGGUUGAUAUCUCUUUUAAUCAGAUUGGUGGGAUAUGUACUCUUUGCUUUCUCGAGAAGAUCGAUCGCCUCAUUGGAAAGGACCAUCUUUUCAAGCGAAGUAUCAUACUCAUCAAAGCUUGGUGCUACUAUGAGAGCCGUAUUCUCGGGGCUUUCCAUGGAUUGAUAUCAACAUAUGCUUUGGAGACAUUGGUCUUAUAUAUCUUCCAUCUCUUCCAUUCAUCAUUGAAUGGUCCACUAGCGGUUCUAUACAAAUUUUUGGACUACUUUAGCAAGUUCGACUGGGAUAACUAUUGCAUUAGCCUGAAUGGUCCCGUCUGCCUUUCGUCUCUACCAGAAAUUGUUGUUGAGGCUCCCGAAAAUGGGGGGGAAGAUCUUCUGCUGACCAGUGAAUUCCUUAAGGAAUGUAUGGAGAUGUACUCUGUACCUUCACGAGGAUUUGAGACAAACCCUCGUGUGUUUCCAUCAAAGCAUCUUAAUAUAGUUGAUCCGCUUAAAGAAAAUAAUAAUCUUGGACGCAGCGUAAGCAAAGGUAACUUUUAUCGAAUACGAAGUGCAUUCACAUAUGGUGCCCGGAAGCUUGGACAGAUCAUUUCGCAGUCAGAAGAAAACAUAAGUUCUGAGCUUCGUAAGUUCUUCUCUAACAUGCUACACAGGCAUGGGAGUGGCCAGAGGCCCGAUGUCCUUGAUGCUGUUCCAUUUGUAAGGCACAACAGGUAUAGUGCUAUAUCGCCAGCUUCAACUGUCAACCAUUUCCAAGAAGGCCAAGUGGUUUAUGAAUCAGAAACCUCCAGUUCAUCUGGUGCUGCUGGAAAUGGUAGACAUGACCAAGAAGACUCGUUGUGUACAGGAGUAAGUACAACUGGGCAUGAGUUAAGCAGAUCACCUCGUGAAACAGCCCCAUUAGUUUCAGAGGAACGAUUUUCAGGAGAUGCAAAAGACUUGGCUACUUUGAGGAUCCAAAAGCUUGAGAUUUCUGAUGAUGCAGUUAAAUCUCCGUGCCUUAGUGAUAAGGAAAGUGUCUUUCCUUUAAAUGGUAAGCAACAUUCUCUUCAUCAGAUGAGAAAUGGAGAACUUUUAAAUGGUAACGGGGUGGGUAAACAGCAAGAGAGUCUUGCUGUUUCUAGAAGAGUUAAAGAUAUACAUAAGAAUGAGAAUGAGAACGAGCAUGUUGGUCAUGAAGACCUGCCGUUUAUUGGUUCAGUACCUUUGCCACAGGAAGACAUGCAUCUCCAAUACUUGGGUCAUUGUGUUUCUGGAACUCCAAAUAGGCUGUCUGACCUCUCAGGCGAUUAUGAUAGUCAGAUUACUAGUUUGCGAUUUGGGCGUUGGUGGUUUGACUGUGUCCAAAAUGCUAUUUUCGUUCCACUAUCACCUGGGCUGUCUCAGGCGCCGAACAACAAUUCAUGGGAAGUAAUUCGGCAUGCUCUGCCAUACAUGCAGAAUGCACCUGCUCCUACAAACACCAAUGGAAUUGCUCCGAGACAUGUUUUCUUUCAUGUGAACCCCCAGAUGAUUCCAGCUACUGGUUUUGGUAUGGAGGAAUUACCUAAGCAAAGAGGAACUGGAACAUACUUCCCCAAUGCGAACCAUUACAGGGAUAGACCGUUCUCCCCAAGAGGAAGACACUCACACCAAGCUAGGUCGCCUCGUAACAAUAGCCGAGGCAUGAUACACGCACACUCAGAAAUGAAUUUUCCUGACAGAAACUCCCGUGAGAGACAGCUUCAUUAUCCCAACCACACAAAUGGUUCAUGUGAUAUGAGUCAAACUGAUUCAAUUGAAACCAUUCCUGAUACCAAUGGUUCUACAGAUCAUCCAUAUGAAAAGGCUCCGGAUUUUAGGCCUAUGGAGCCUCUACCAGUGGAAGUAGUCUGCCCUCCUGAGGGCAGCAAGCAAAAAGAUAGUAGUGGAGGUCAUCAUAAUCGGCGUCCAAAAUCUAUACCCUCCUCUCCACAGGAAGAUCGUAAUGUACAUGUAGGGUAACGCCUACACAGUCAUACCAUUUGACGGAUGAUCAUGAGUUCCCUCCUUUGUAGCCCUGGUGUCUGAUUACAGACACAUGCUCUCUAGACCGUUAUAGGAACAGGUAUAGCUUUCUGACUUGGUUUGUGUCCUAAGUUAUUUGUUUUUUUCCUCCCGCAAGAAAGAAAAGACGAACGGAGCUGAUAUGUUUUGGGCUGUGGUUUUUUCUUGUAUGUUAUCUCUGGUGCUAUAGAAUUAUUUAUAUGUAUCUUUAUCAAAAUCUCAAACUCGCUGUGGACAAAACCUUUGCAGAGCUUUGUAUUUUCAACUUAGACAGGUUUGCUGAGUGUAAUAUAUAGGAUGUUUUUCUUUUCAAA